CCAGCCAAGAGAGUGUGAGAGCCACAACGUACCUCAAGCCAGAAGUGUUGAGAAUAUCGCUGCUCCUUUUGUGCGGGAUGAGUGAUCAGGGGCUGCUCACCACAUUUGGAACGCCCUUGACGCUGUAAUUUCUGUCGACGAAGCAUCGGGCUUGUUCCGGUUGAUACUACAACUUGGCGAGUGCUUGGAGACUGCAUAGAUCAAAAUUCUGGAGACAGCUUGGUAUCUCGGGACUCGCCGUCAAAGAUUCUAAGGAUGUUCACGACCUAUAGAACUUAUAGUUACUUAUUGGGAAGUUUAUGUAUCGCACGCCUCUUGCCCAGGCUGGUUAUUUCCUGGAUGCCCUCAAAAAAGUGGCGAAACAAAAAUAGGCCCUACUCCGAGUCGGGGGUACUCAAACCCAUCCGAAUGUUCAGUGCAAACCCGUUCCUCAUGGCAUUCCUCAAAAUUGUUAUCGCCUACGAUUAUGUCCUGUUAGACAAUCCCCAGCUCGGAUUCGACGUGCCAUUCGUGGCACGUGUUUACGUUGCAGUGGAACCCAGUAAUAUCCUGGACUUCUUUGAAUUAUGUCUCAAUGACCAGGCAGUUCGGAAGAAACUUCAAGGGAUGUUGCAAGUUCGUUGCGUCACCGUCGCUCCAUGCCAUCCAAGCACGCAAGGUUUCCUUACGCCAGAGCAGCUACAGAUGUGGCGUGAGGCUCGAGCACAGUAUAACGCAGGAGGUUUCGCAGAAGAUCCCGUAGGACUCAUAGAGUUCAUCGACUACAGUUGUGCAGAGGACUUGGUGAACUCAGUGACCUCUCAGUUGCUCAUCCCCGCUGCUAUGCUUGAUAAUGCAAGGGCACGCGAGCCCUUCGCAGGUCUCUCGACUGUCACAGGCACGCAGUUCAACGAACCCAUGAGCGCUGCGACAUGUUUACAGUACCUCAACUUGUAUAUUCGGGCGGACGAGCGGAAUCAGUUGUAUAUGCGGCUUAAGAUGACAAAACAAGACAUAGAAAUCCUUCGCGCUGCAGGUCGUAAUGAGAUUCUUAUCCGGUUAGAGAAGAUGGAAAGAGAACAUCUCUUUGGUAAUAUUUUCAUGCAAAAUGGGCGAGUGAUUCGUUAUCUCUUUUACUUGUUCCUUGUCUUUCUUCUUGGCUACUCGUUCUGGGUCGCCGCUAUGUAAUGUUCUCCCAUUCG
This is a messenger RNA of Suillus bovinus, 1181 nucleotides long. RefSeq lists its product as uncharacterized. The record is from RefSeq and is a predicted model, not a curated record. NCBI's taxonomy places the organism in Eukaryota, Fungi, Basidiomycota, Agaricomycetes, Boletales, Suillaceae. The transcript is spliced from 7 exons. Bases 256 to 1167 code for a protein of 303 amino acids.